CAUUGUUGUAACAACAAGCUUCUAAAGCGACAUUCAGGUCGAAUAUCGGCGUCUUUUUCUACAGAAAUACACAGAGUGAUCGUCAGCAGUCAUGGCUCGUACUAAGCAGACAGCUCGUAAAUCUACAGGAGGUAAAGCUCCUCGUAAACAACUGGCCACUAAAGCCGCCCGCAAGAGUGCGCCCUCUACUGGAGGGGUUAAAAAACCCCAUCGCUACAGACCCGGUACCGUGGCUCUGCGUGAGAUCCGUCGCUAUCAGAAAUCCACCGAGCUGCUGAUCAGGAAGCUUCCGUUCCAGCGCCUGGUCCGAGAGAUCGCUCAGGACUUCAAGACGGACCUGCGCUUCCAGAGCGCCGCCAUCGGAGCCCUGCAGGAGGCGAGCGAGGCGUACCUGGUGGGUCUGUUCGAGGACACGAACCUGUGUGCCAUCCACGCCAAGCGCGUCACCAUCAUGCCCAAAGACAUCCAGCUGGCACGCCGAAUCCGCGGAGAGCGCGCUUAACCCCCCUCACCCUCCCACUAACUUCUUUUCCUGUCUGUCUGUCUGUCUGUCUGUCUGGGUUUGUGUGUGUGUGUGUUUUCUAUCUGUCUGUCUCCAGGAUCACAGUAACACUGUUAUUAGACGUGUGAGGGCGUGUAGGUUAGAUCAGGCAUAUCCGGGGUAUUUAACGGGCACGUCCACACGGGUGGCAUCCUCAUUCUGAUCUGCCUCCACAACAAUGAAAAAAGCAGCUCGAGUGGCGCAGCGGUAAAACACUCUCGUCGGUUCGAAUCUCGGCUCCGUUACCGGCAGGCUGGGCGGCUACACGAACAACGAUUGGCUGUUGUUACCUCAUAGCUGAUGCAGUUACUCCCUCUGCUGGCAGAUUGCUGGUGCUGCACAGAGUCGAGGAAUAAUGCUGAUCAGGGUGUGGCUCUCCGUACACAAAGCUGAUCCGCUUAUGAACUCGCCUCGCGCAGGUCGGCUGCCGCACACGUGUCGGUUCUAUCACGUACGUGGUUGAAUGACAAUAAGAGAGUCUGAGUCUGCAGGGGGCGUGUUUUAGUCUCGCUCUCCUCAAUCACAGUGGAGGUCUGCAGCAGUAGAGAGGAAGCGUAAUGCAAUCGGGUACUUGGAUACGACUAAAUUUGGGAAAAAUGCAAAAUAAAAAUCCAGCUGGCAGCUAAACGGCUUCAAAUAUGAAUGUUGAUGCUAACCGAGCGUCCUGUAGUGGCGGCGGGUCGGUGCCGGUCGUGUGACGUGUUCGUGAUGCCUCUCCGUGGAAACGUCUUUCAGCCUCCUGAUUGGCUGCAGGAUUCAUUGUUAGGGCUGAUGGGAUCCGAUCUGGGGUGCUUCCACUCAUCACUGGACGGUGUUGAUGAUCAGUGUGGGGUGUUUUUAUAUUGUAGGAUCAUUACUAGUGUGGGUUUGUAUUUGUGUUUCUGAGCAUCACCAGCUAGACGAGGACAGUACCAGUUUUUUACUUUAGUUUGUUUUCUGAAUGAAUAUUUCUCUUCACGUACCGUCCGGUGUGUCGUGUCUUUGUGGCGGCGAGUCUGAACGAUAAAACCGCGACCGAUCGGACCGUGUGCGCUUCGGUUUGGACGGUGCGGUGCGCUCGGCGGGGGGCCGCUCAGGUUUUUCUACGUUGUGUUUUUUUGUAUGAAGCAGGAAUUUGUGUAUCAGAAUUUAUUCAGCAGAAAAAUAAAGAUUGUUUUUCCCUCUCA
Molecule: messenger RNA, 1707 nt
Organism: Trichomycterus rosablanca
Lineage: Eukaryota; Metazoa; Chordata; Actinopteri; Siluriformes; Trichomycteridae
Exons: 4
Coding region: 92-502 (136 amino acids)
Cellular component (GO): nucleosome; nucleus
Molecular function (GO): structural constituent of chromatin; protein heterodimerization activity; DNA binding
Source: RefSeq, a predicted model, not a curated record